This is a messenger RNA of Polyodon spathula (Mississippi paddlefish), 7401 nucleotides long. Its product is annotated as EH domain-binding protein 1-like protein 1. The coding region runs from base 829 to 7194 and encodes 2121 amino acids. The transcript has 32 exons. Lineage: Eukaryota; Metazoa; Chordata; Actinopteri; Acipenseriformes; Polyodontidae. The record is from RefSeq and is a predicted model, not a curated record. Gene Ontology annotation, molecular function: protein binding.
CUCUCUCUCUCUCUCUCCCUCUCUCUCUUGUCACAGAGCCAUUUCACACUGCUGGCUCCACUCCUGUGCUCAGAAGAACUUCCUCGUUGCUUGCUGCAACAAGACGAGCACAGGAGUCGCAAGCCGGAUAAUCAGCUCUGUGAACGGGAGGAGGAGGUGGGGGGACACGGGCAGCCUCUUCGUCUUCAGGGUAACCCUCUGGAGGACGCUGCUGUGACAGCUUUAUGGCGAGCCGCGUUGCCCUGUUUGUAAUUUGCACACAACACAGGGGAGGGGGACAGUUUGCUUUGAUCUCGCCGGCCUUGGUCUGUGACAGCGUCGGGGGCAGAUGUUUUUUUCAGUGGCACACCGGCGCUGCAUUGGAUUUUUGCACGGUUCCUCUUUUUUUUUUUUUUGUUUUUUCUUCUUCUUCUAAAAAGUGUUUGUGGCGUAUAUUUAAAUCCCACGCACACGACGUGCAAGACACAUUGACGGCUGCUUGCUUUCUUGGCGCAGGUGUUGACAUGCAGGAGUCAAGGUGGACGCCAACUUCGGCGGUUUCAAAAAAACUCAACAACUGUUUUUAAAAAAAAUGCUGACAUUUUCAGCGGUUUUAUUAUUAUUAUUAUUAUUAUUAUUUGCCAUUAACUAAUUUCAUCAACACGAGCGCGUGAGAAACAUUACGGUGUGAGAGAGGGAAAAGUUUUAAAUUUUUUUUUUUUUUUUUUUUUUUUUUUUUUUUUUUUAAAAAAAAGAAAAUUAACGUUCCUGAAAAAAAAAAAAAAAAUAAAAUAAAAAAGUAAACCGGGUAACAGUAACAGCAAAAACGAUAUUACAAAUAAAAACACAAUGACGUCGGUUUGGAAAAGGCUCCAGCGGGUCGGGAAGCGGGCAUCAAAGUUUCAGUUCGUGGCUUCCUACCAGGAGCUCGUCGUGGAGUGUACGAAAAAGUGGCAGCCAGACAAGCUGAUUGUGGUGUGGACUCGCAGAAACAGACGCAUCUGUUCCAAGCCUCACGGAUGGCAGCCGGGCAUUAAGAACCCAUAUCGGGGCAUGGUUGUGUGGCCAGUGCCAGAGAACGUGGACAUCACUGUCACGCUGUACAAGGACGCACAUACAGAUGAGUUUGAAGACAAGGACUGGACCUUCGUCAUUGAAAACGAGUCGAAGGGACACCGCAAGGUCCUGGCCUCGGUGGAUGUGAACAUGCGGAAGUACGCCAGCGCCAUGCCCACCCAGACUGACCUCACGCUCAGACUCAAGCCGCUGUCGGUCAAGGUGGUGGAGGCCACGCUGAAGCUGUCCCUGUCCUGCGUCUUCCUGAGGGAGGGCAAAGCCACGGAUGAAGACAUGCAGAGUCUGGCCAGCCUGAUGAGCGUGAAGCCAACGGACAUCGGCAACCUGGACGACUUCGCGGACAGUGACGAGGAAGAGGAGAGGAGGGCCUCCGGAGCCACAGCUCACCCCCCUGUCUUCUCUUCGUUGUUCAAGGAGAGAAGGCUCUACACGGCUACCUGCCUCCCCCCUCCUCAGAGCACUGCUGCUAUCGCCUCUGUGCGUGUGGCCCCUGGGCAUGUGGUGCCUUGCCGUGUGGCCCCUGUGCGUGUAGCCCCUGUGCGUGUAGCCCCUGGGCAUCUGACCCCUUGCCGUGUGGCCCCUGUGGCCCCUGUGCCAGAGGGCCCUGUGCGUGAAGCUCCUGUCCCCGUCAUUGCUUCAGGGUUCAAGGAGAGGAGCCCCCCUCCCAGCGCUGCAGUGCCAGCCCCUGUGCUUGCUUCAGAGCCCCCUCGCCCCUGUGAGUUCACCCCUCUCUCAGUCCCGGGCCCUGUGCCUGUGGCCCCUUGCCGUGUGUCCCGUAUGCGUGAGGCCCCUGUGCGUGAAGCCCCUGUCCCUGGCGUUGCUUCAGGGUUCAAGGAGAGGAGCCCCCCUCCCAGCGCUGCAGUGCCAGCCCCUGUGCUUGCUUCAGAGCCCCCUCGCCCCCCUGAGUUCACCCCUCUCUCAGUCCCUGGCCCUGUGCCUGUGGCCCCUUGCCGUGUGUCCCGUAUGCGUGAGGCCCCUGUGCCUGAGGGCCCUGUGCGUGAGGCCCCUGUCCCUGGCAUUGCUUCAGGGUUCAAGGAGAGGAGCCCCCCUCCCAGCGCUGCAGUGCCAGCCCCUGUGCUUGCUUCAGAGCCCCCUCGCCCCUCUGAGUUUACCCCUCUCUCAGUCCCAGGCCCUGUGCCUGUGGCCCCUGUGCCUGUGAUCCCUGCGCCUGUGGCACGUGCGCCUGUGGUCCAUGUGCCUGUGGCCCCUGCGCCUGUGGUCCAUGUGUCUGUGGCCCCUGCGCCUGUGGCCCCUGUACCUGUAGCCCGUGUACCUGUGGUCCCUGCGGCUGAGGUCCCGGCUCCUGUGGCCCCUGUGCCUGAGGGCCCUGUGCGUGAAGCCCCUGUCCCUGUCAUUGCUUCAGGGUUCAAGGAGAGGAGCCCCCCUCCUAGCGCUGCAGUGCCGCCUCACCCCUCUGAGUUCACCCCUGUCUCAGAGACCCAGAGACAGCUGAGCACCCUGCAAGAAGAGGAGGACGAUCCCAGAGACACCGCCUUCAGCUUUCCAAAGAUUAAGGCCCAGCAAUCCGACGGCAGGCUACCAGAAAACCAACUGAAGCCAACAUCGAAAUCAGCUGCAAACGCUGAGCAAAGUAGCAGAGCCGCAGAGGGUCAACCCAAAGCUCUGAGCACUGGCAUGCCAGAGGACUUCCUGAGGACAACCAGGGCUGCAAACACCGUGAGCAUCUCCAAGCAGAGCACCAUCCAGCCUGGAGGAGAACCAGGUCUCACCCCAGAGGACAGAGCAGCAACAGGCAGAGCAGCCAGACAGACGACCGCCGCUAAAGAAAACCAAGAAGCCACUCCCCCACUGCCACUUCUCGUGAAGCCUGGAGAUGCCACACCCAAGGUGGAGGCCCCUGCUGCUGCUGCUGCUGCUUCCUCGGGCCCUGCUAAGGAGCCCCAAGCCCAGGCAGGGGUGGUCAAGAACCCGUUUGAAGAUGAUAUGGAAGAAACCAUGCCAUUGGCCGGCCCCACUGCUACACCGAAGAACGGUGCCAAUCAAAAGGAGAGCCUGCAGUCUGGAUCGGGAUUGGUGGUUCUGAAGAAGGAGGCGGGGCCCACGCACAAAGUGGAGGCUGUGACAGAGAAAGGGGGCAGGAGCACGGAGAGUUCAACCAACACUGUGCAGCCGUCUAGACCAGAAGCAGCCAUUGCCCCUGCUGACCCAUCCACACAGCUGCCCAGAUUACCAGGAGCCCUAAUCUCAGGGAGUGCGACCCGGUCUGCACCUCCAGCCAAACCAGAGGACAGAGCAACGACAGACAAAGCAGACAGACAGGCGACCGCCGCUAAAGAAAGCCAAGAGGCCACCCCUCCACUGCCACUUCCCGUGACACAUGGAGACGCCACACCCAAGGUGGAGGCCCCUGCUGCUGCUGCUGCUAAGGAGCCCCAAGCCCAGGCAGGGGUGGUCAAGAAGCUCUUGGUGGAGAAGAAAGAACCCAUGCCAUUGGCCACACCCACUGCCACACCUGAGAAGGGAGCCAAUCAAAAGGAGAGCCUCCAGUCAGGAAGGGGAUUGGAGGAUCUGAAGAAGGGGGAGGGAACAGCAGUGAAGGAGGAGGAGAGGCCUGCAGAGGGGGGGCCCAUGCGCAAAGUGGAGGCUGCGGCAGGGAAAGGGGACAGGGGCACGGAGAGUUUAGCCAACACUGUGCAGCCGUCUAGACCAGAAGCAGCCACUGCCCCUGCUGACCCGUCCACACAGCUGCCCAGAUUAGAGGGAGCCCAAAUCUCAGGGAGUGCGACCCGGUCUGCACCUCCAGCCAAACCAGAGGACAGAGCAGCGACAGACAAAGCAGGCAGACAGGUGACCGCCGCUAAAGAAAGCCAAGAAACCACUCCCCCACUGCCACUUCUCGUGAAGCCUGGAGAUGCCACACCCAAGGUGGAGGCCCCUGCUGCUGCUGCUUCCUUGGGCCCUGCUAAGGAGCCCCAAGCCCAGGCAGGGGUGGUCAAGAAGCUCUUGGUGGAGAUGAAAGAACCCAUGCCAUUGGCCGCCCCCACUGCCACACCUGAGAAGGGGGCCAAUCAAAAGGAGAGCCUCCAGUCAGGGAGGGGAUUGGAGGAUCUGAAGAAGGGGGAGAGACCUCCAGCGGUGAAGGAAGAGGAGAGGCAUGCAGAGGAGGGGCCCACGCACAAAGUGGAGGCUGUGGCAGGGAAAGGGAACAGGGGCACGGAGAGUUUAGCCAACACUGUGCAGCCAUCUAGACCAGAAGCAGCCACUGCCCCUGCUGACCCAUCCACACAGCUGCCCAGAUUACCGGGAGCCCAAAUCUCAGGGAGUGCGGCCAGGUCUGUACCUCCAGCCAAACCAGAGGACAGAGCAGCGACAGACAAAGCAGGCAGACAGGCGACCGCCGCUAAAGAAAGCCAAGAAACCACUCCCCCACUGCCACUUCUCGUGAAGCCUGGAGAUGCCACACCCAAGGUGGAGGCCCCUGCUGCUGCUGCUGCUAAGGAGCCCCAAGCCCAGGCAGGGGUGGUCAAGAAGCUCUUGGUGGAGAAGAAAGAACCCAUGCCAUUGGCCACACCCACUGCCACACCUGAGAAGGGAGCCAAUCAAAAGGAGAGCCUCCAGUCAGGAAGGGGAUUGGAGGAUCUGAAGAAGGGGGAGGGAACUCCAGCAGUGAAGGAGGAGGAGAGGCCUGCAGAGGGGGGGCCCAUGCGCAAAGUGGAGGCUGCGGCAGGGAAAGGGGACAGGGGCACGGAGAGUUUAGCCAACACUGUGCAGCCAUCUAGACCAGAAGCAGCCACUGCCCCUGCUGACCCGUCCACACAGCUGUCCAGAUUACCAGGAGCCCUAAUCUCAGGGAGUGCGGCCAGGUCUGCACCUCCAGCCAAACCAGAGGACAGAGCAGCGACAGACAAAGCAGGCAGACAGGCGACCGCCGCUAAAGAAAGCCAAGAAACCACCCCCCCACUGCCACUUCUCGUGAAGCCUGGAGAUGCCACACCCAAGAUGGAGGCCCCUGCUGCUGCUGCUGCUUCCUGGGGCCCUGCUAAGGAGCCCCAAGCCCAGGCAGGGGUGUACAAAAAGCCUUUGGUCGAGAAGAAAGAACCCAUGCCAUUGGCUGCCCCCACUGCCACACCUGAGAAGGGGGCCAGUCAAAAGCAGGAGAGCCUCCAGUCAAGAAGAGGAUUGGAGGUUCUAAAGAAGGAGGAGGGGCCUCCAGCAGGGAAGGAGGUGGAGAGGCCUGCAGAGGAGAGGCCCAUGCGCAAAGUGGAGGCUGUGGCAGGGAGAGGGGACAGGGGUUCCAUUCCACUGCAGAAGGGGGUGCUGAAGCCCAAAGAGGAUCUUCCAGUCCCAGCCCCUCGUCUGAAGAAGAGACUGAGCUUCACCCAAUCAGAGGACAGCACCCCGCCCCGCUCUGCCGAGUCAUCCUGCACAGGGAGCCCCGAGACCAAGCGAGCCCACAGCAACGGAGUCCCCGCACCAGCCAAUCAGAGCCUGGCACAGCCCCCCGCAGCCAAUCCCCUCGUAGCACCCAAGCGCACCAAGAAGAAGGGCCCUCCCCCUCCGGUGUCGAUCGCAGAGACCCCAGAGAGAGGGGAGCAGAGUGAGAGGAGCGAGGCAGCAGCAGCGCACCCGGGUCCUCUCCCCAGUCCAGGGCUGGUUAGUUCGAGCCAGUCUCUUCUGGAAUGGUGCCAGGAGGUUACCAAGGGUUACCGUGCUGUACGCAUCACCAACUACACCACAUCGUGGCGCACCGGCAUGGGCUUCUGUGCCAUACUGCACCACUUCCACCCAGAAAAGAUAGACUAUGAUGCGUUAGACCCUCAGGACAUCAAAAACAACAACAGGAAGGCCUUCAACGGCUUUGAAAGCCUGGGGAUUUCCCGACUCCUGGAGCCCGCCGACAUGGUCCUUCUGUCGGUGCCGGACAAGCUGAUAGUCAUGACCUACCUGUGCCAGAUCCGUGCCCACUUCACGGGCCAGGAGCUCAAUGUGAUUCAGAUCGAACACAACAGCAGCCAGAGCACUUACAAGGUGGGCAGCUUCGACACAGACGCCCACUGCUCCAUCGAGCCAGCCCAGUUCUACGCCGACCGCAUCCAGGCUUCGGGGCUCAAAGCCCGGCCCGAAGAGCCCAAGACCUUCCAGGGGGCCGUGGACAAGGAGAGGGAUCUUAACAAGUGCUGCACCCAGGAGGAGAAUGAGAGUCCUGGGGGAGUGCUGGACUCCACUGGCAAGGAUUCUCAACCGGCCUCUAACGGGACCGAGGUGAAGCCGGGGGACUUGGUGCCUCCGCCCCGGUCCAAACGGACUCUACUGAAGGUGGAGGGGUUGGAGGAGAGAGUGGAGGGGGAGAGGGAGAGGCUGGGGAGUCAGGGAGGCCCCGUGGCGCCGCUACGCACGCACACUGCCGCCAAGGGCUUCUCCCACGUGAGGGAUGCGGACCUGGUGAAGAAGCGGCGGUCUCGUCUGAAGAGCGACUCGCAGUCCAUGGACGAGUGUGAUUCCUCGGAAUCCAGCCCACAGGGGAGAACUGAGACCCCCCUUUCUGAAGCUGGAUCAGCCUCACCUAUGAGACGGCAGAGUCAGGAGACGGAGGGAGAAGGGAAGGCUCCUAAACCAGCUGCAGCAGAGCAGAGGAGAGACAUCGUUGAGGAACACAAGCAGGCAGACGAGGAGAACCUGAAGCUCAAAGACACCAGUCAGUACGUGCUGAGUGAACUGCAAGCACUGGAGAAUGAACAGAAACACAUUGACAGCAGAGCCAGCGUGGUAGAGAGGAAACUGAGAGAGAUCAUGGGCUCAGGUACGAACAGGCUGGAGGAAGAGGAUCUGAUCCAGGAGUGGUUCAUUCUGGUGAACAAGAAAAACGCUCUGAUCAGGAGGCAGGACCACCUGCAGCUGCUUGUGGAAGAGCAGGACCUGGAGCGCAGGUUUGACCUGCUGAACCGGGAGCUGCGAGCAAUGAUGGGAAUCGAAGACUGGAUGAAGACGGGGGCCCAGCAGCACAGAGAGCAGCUGCUGCUGCAGGAGCUCAUCUCCCUGGUGAACAAGCGUGACGAGCUGGUGCAAGACAUGGACGCCCGCGAGAGAGGGGCUCUGGAGGAAGACGAACGGCUGGAGAGAGGAUUGGAGCAGAGGAGGAGGAAGUACAGCCGGAGAGAGAAGUGUGUGAUCCAGUGAGAGGGGAGAGGACUGGGUCAGUUCAGAACCAGGGCUUCUCAACACCGCCCUGGAGGACCGCACACCCCCCCUCUGUGUGUGCGUGCGUGUGCGUGCGUGCGUGCGUGUGUGUGUUCACAAGAAGUGCCUUGACUAUGAACUUUGUUUUUAGGUUUUUUCUUUUAAAUAUUGUGUUUGUAACCCUGAAACACGGCUGUAUGAGACAGA